UGCCCUUUUUUCCGUGCGGACGGACGGUUCUGUUCUGUUCUUCUGUUUAUUUAGUUUUUAUAUUUUUGCGUUGCCAACGCCGCAUCGCACCGCACAAACAAAAGGCAGAAGCAGUGGACAAACGCUUCUCACGACCAACGGGGAGUAAUUCGCCUAUUUUUGUUAUUGUUAAAUGUAAACAAUAUUUGAAACAAAAAAUUCCCUUAGCUAGAACACAAAAUGCAGUCGAUUAAGACGGCAGAUUUGCCGGAAAAUCCGCGAGAGAGUUCCAAUUUUAUAUCAUCAGCAUGCUUCUGGUAUACCAUGCCCAUAUUUAUUAAGGGACGCAAAAACACCUUGGAUACUACGGAUCUGUAUAGAGCUCUAAAGGAGCACAAGUCUGAGACACUGGGCAACAAAUUGUGCGCCGCCUGGGAACGAGAGCAGCAGCAGGGCGCCAAGAGGCGACCCAAUCUGCUGCGUGCACUGCUACGCGUCUUUGGCUGGUACUUUGGACUGCUUGGCCUGGUGCUGUUCAUCCUGGAGCUGGGUCUGCGCACCCUGCAACCGCUUUUCCUGCUUAAGCUGAUUGCCUACUAUUCGCAUGGCUCGGAGUCGAUCGAGGCGGCGUACUACUAUGCGGGCGGUGUGAUCCUGUGCAGUGCUCUCAAUGUAAUCAUCAUGCAUCCCUAUAUGCUCGGCACCAUGCACGUAGGUAUGAAAAUGCGUGUGGGAAUGUGCAGCAUGAUAUAUCGCAAGGCUUUGCGGCUUAGUAAAACCGCCCUGGGAGACACCACAGCUGGCCAUGUCGUCAAUCUGAUGUCCAACGAUGUGGGACGCCUGGAUUUGGCCACCAUAUUUGUGCACUACCUGUGGGUGGGACCAGUGGAGACUGUUUUCAUAACGUUUCUCAUGUACCAGGAGAUUGGUAUUGCCGCCGUCUUUGGUGUGGCCUUUAUGCUGCUGUUCAUACCCCUGCAGGCGUAUCUGGGCAAGAAGACCUCUGUGCUACGUCUGCGAACUGCAUUGCGGACGGACGAGCGGGUGCGGAUGAUGAAUGAGAUCAUAUCGGGCAUACAGGUGAUCAAGAUGUAUGCCUGGGAGCUGCCCUUCGAGACGAUGGUUGCGUAUGCGCGCAAAAAGGAGAUCAAUGCCAUACGCCAUGUGUCCUAUAUACGCGGCAUUCUGCUCUCGUUCAUCAUCUUCCUAACGCGCGUCUCCAUAUUCCUCAGUCUGGUGGGAUAUGUGCUGCUGGGCACAUUCCUCACGCCCGAGGUGGCCUUUCUGAUCACCGCCUACUACAAUAUCCUGCGCACCACGAUGACGGUCUUCUUUCCCCAAGGCAUCUCACAGAUGGCCGAAACACUGGUGUCCAUCAAACGCGUGGAGAAGUACAUGCAGUCCGAGGAAACGGACGUAUCGGACAAGAGUGUGGAUUGGCCGCUGGACACGCCGGGCAGCAAUCAGGCGACAGUUCACGCUGAGACGGAGGAGGAUCACGACGAAGUCGAGGAUAAGUUGCUGCCCUCACCCCUGGCGAUGCCUGUACCCCUGCCGCUGGGCAAGAUCAAUGAGAAUGCCGUGCUAUCCGAAGCGGGUAUUGCCAUCAACGGGCUGAAGGCCAAGUGGGAUGUCCACUCGCCCGACUACACGCUCAAUGGCGUCAAUCUGCGCGUCCAGCCAGGCACCAUGCUGGGCAUUGUGGGACGCACUGGCUCUGGCAAAUCCAGUCUCAUACAGGCGAUACUCGGGGAACUGCGCUCCGAGGCGGGAGAGAUCAAGGUGAAUGGCUCAAUGUCGUAUGCCUCCCAGGAGCCGUGGCUCUUCUCCGGCACCGUGCGCCAGAACAUUCUCUUUGGCCAGCCCAUGGACAGGCGACGCUACAUGAAGGUGGUGAAGAAGUGCGCCCUGGAGCGGGACUUUGAGCUGCUGCCCUACAAAGACAAGACAAUUGUGGGCGAACGCGGUGCCUCGUUGUCCGGCGGCCAAAAGGCGAGAAUCAGUCUAGCGCGAGCCGUCUACCGAGAGACAUCCAUCUACCUGCUGGAUGAUCCGCUCAGCGCCGUCGACACCCAUGUGGCCCGCCAUCUCUUCGAGCAGUGCAUGCGCGGCUAUCUGAGGGAGCGCAUUGUCAUUUUGGCCACCCAUCAGUUGCAGUUCCUGCAGCAGGCCGAUCAGAUCGUCAUCAUGGACAAGGGCCAGGUGAGCGCCGUGGGCACAUACGAGUCGUUGCGCGAUUCCGGUGUAGAUUUUGCCUCAAUGCUGAACGAGGAGGCCCGCGAAGAGCAGACGGAGGAACGCACACGCUCUCGGUCGGGCAGUCAAGUCGAUCAGCGACGCAACAGCGAGAUAUCUCUGGUAUCUGUAACCGAUUCCGUGCUAGCUGCCGGCGCAGAUCAGAUGGUCAACCAGGAGCGGCAGACGCAGGGUCGCAUCGGCCUGGGCCUCUACAACAAGUACUUCAAAGCUGGCGGCGGUUUCUUCGCCUUCUUCGUGAUGAUGGCUUUCUGUGUGCUAUCGCAAGUGCUGGCAUCGUUGGGCGAUUACUUUCUAUCAUAUUGGGUAACCAAGAAAGGAAACGAUGCCGUGCUCGCCAGCAAUGCAGAGAACGAUACAGUGAGGAUUCCUUUGCUAGAGAAUCGACUAUCCAGCUGGCUGAAUGAGCAGGGCUUGCCGGUGGACGCUGAAAUGCUGGAUACCUAUAUAUUCACGCUCAUUACGAUUCUCACCAUUGUGGUGACGGUGGCACGUUCAUUUCUGUUCUUCAAUCUGGCCAUGAAGGCCUCCAUUAGUCUGCACAAUUCCAUGUUCCAUGGCAUUAGUCGUGCUGCCAUGUUUUUCUUCAACACGAAUCCGUCCGGACGCAUUUUGAAUCGUUUCUCCAAGGAUAUGGGCCAAGUGGACGAGAUACUGCCAGCUGUGAUGAUGGAUGUCAUACAGAUAUUUCUCGCACUGGCCGGCAUUGUCAUUGUGAUAGCGAUUGUCAAUCCGCUGUUUCUCAUACCCACCGUUGUGCUGGGAAUUAUUUUCUAUCAGCUGCGGACGUUCUAUCUGAAAACCUCCCGCGAUGUCAAGCGCAUGGAGGCCAUUACUCGCUCGCCCGUCUACUCACAUCUGGCUGCCUCGCUGACGGGCCUGUCCACCAUACGUGCCUUUGGGGCACAGCGUGUGCUGGAGGCAGAGUUCGACAAUUAUCAGGAUAUGCACAGCUCCGCCUUUUACAUGUUUAUCAGCACAUCGCGCGCCUUUGGCUAUUGGCUGGACUGUUUCUGUGUGAUUUAUAUAGCGAUAAUCACACUCAGUUUCUUCGUCUAUCCGCCGGCCAAUGGCGGCGACGUGGGUCUGGCCAUAACACAGGCCAUGGGCAUGACGGGCAUGGUCCAGUGGGGCAUGCGACAGUCUGCCGAGCUGGAGAACACAAUGACCGCCGUGGAGCGAGUGGUUGAAUACGAGGACAUCGAGCCAGAGGGAGAACUAGAGGCAGCCGACCCGGAGAAGAAGCCACCCAAGUCAUGGCCCGCAGAGGGAAAGAUUAUGUUUGACGAGCUGAGCUUGCGCUAUGUACCAGAUCCCAAGGCAGAGUACGUGCUCAAGUCCCUGAAUUUUGUCAUCAAGCCGCGUGAGAAGGUGGGCAUCGUGGGACGCACGGGAGCGGGCAAAUCCUCGCUGAUCAAUGCCCUAUUCCGGCUGUCCUACAACGAUGGAUCCAUUCUGAUCGACAAGCGGGACACGAAUGAGAUGGGUUUGCACGAUCUGCGCAGCAAGAUCUCAAUCAUUCCCCAGGAGCCGGUGCUGUUCUCCGGCACAAUGCGCUACAAUUUGGAUCCCUUUGAGCAGUAUCCGGAUGAGAAGCUGUGGCAGGCCUUGGAAGAGGUUCAUCUCAAGGAGGAAAUCUCUGAGCUGCCAACGGGCCUGCAGAGCAGCAUUUCCGAGGGUGGCACCAACUUCAGUGUGGGUCAGCGUCAGCUGGUGUGCCUGGCCAGGGCUAUACUCCGCGAGAAUCGCAUUCUGGUGAUGGACGAGGCCACGGCCAAUGUGGAUCCUCAGACGGAUGGCCUCAUCCAGACCACCAUUCGCAACAAGUUCAAGGACUGCACCGUCCUGACGAUAGCCCAUCGCCUGCACACCAUUAUGGACUCGGACAAGGUGCUGGUCAUGGAUGCCGGCAGAGUGGUGGAGUUUGGUACGCCGUACGAGCUCUUGACCGCGUCCGAGAGCAAAGUAUUCCAUGGCAUGGUUAUGCAGACGGGAAAAUCCAGUUUCGAGCAUUUACUUAAAGUGGCCCAGGAUGCCCAGAAAAAUACCAUAUAAUAUUCAUAGCCGAAUACCUCUUCAAAACUAUAGCUAUAGCUAUAGAACGUGCUUAAAUGACAAUAUAAGGAAAAAAUAUCUUCGCGAGCAUGGGAUUUGUGUUCUACAUGAAGAGUGUUACUUAACAGAGUACAGAGUGUACUUAAACUUUUAAAAAUAUAUUAAAUAAACAUGUAAUUUUUACCCA
Messenger RNA from Drosophila obscura, 4477 nucleotides. RefSeq names its product probable multidrug resistance-associated protein lethal(2)03659. The record is from RefSeq and is a predicted model, not a curated record. Lineage: Eukaryota; Metazoa; Arthropoda; Insecta; Diptera; Drosophilidae. Gene Ontology annotation, molecular function: ABC-type transporter activity; ATP binding; ATP hydrolysis activity. The transcript has 12 exons. The coding region runs from base 220 to 4290 and encodes 1356 amino acids. Gene Ontology annotation, cellular component: membrane. Gene Ontology annotation, biological process: transmembrane transport.